This is a messenger RNA of Glycine soja, 10885 nucleotides long. RefSeq lists its product as uncharacterized. NCBI's taxonomy places the organism in Eukaryota, Viridiplantae, Streptophyta, Magnoliopsida, Fabales, Fabaceae. Bases 4546 to 10653 code for a protein of 2035 amino acids. The record is from RefSeq and is a predicted model, not a curated record. Gene Ontology annotation, cellular component: histone methyltransferase complex. The transcript has 37 exons. Gene Ontology annotation, molecular function: protein binding; histone H3K4 methyltransferase activity. Gene Ontology annotation, biological process: positive regulation of DNA-templated transcription.
UUUCGAUAAAACCCUAGAUUCAAGCUCACUUGGUCUCGCGUCAUGGCCUCACUACCGCCUCCCUACAGCUCGUGUCGUCGACUCUGUCGCGACUUUGCCUCAUGGCAAGACCAAAGCGGCGCGCCACUAAGUUCAUCCCCAACCGCACCACCCUCCACCACCCCCCGGUGGUAGCGCCGAUCAGUGUGGUGGACCACUGCCUCCCCUACGAGAAGCACAACCUCUACGAUGUCACCUUCAACAACACCAUCCUUCGCGACCACCACCACCGCGUCCUCACCGUAGGCCUCGACGUCCUUCUUUUUUUCUAUUUUUUCGAACCCUUUUUUUUUAUCUUUUUCCUCAAUUGCUAAUGCCCCUUUGGUUGUUGCUGUUGUGAGGGUUUUUUUAUUUUAUUUUGGGAAAGUGAGGCAAAUUGCAAAGAAGUUGGGCUGAAAUAUGUUGCCAAGGUUGGCCCUGCUUACAGCUCUUCUGGGCAAUGGUUGUCAUGCGCAAGUGGUUUAACAUGGGGAGCUAUGAGUCUGAUUUCAGAGCUGAUCGAAGUCCACGAGUGCUUUUGCGAGAUUAUCUCUAUGGCAGGACGAGAACCAAAAACCAAAAGAAGAAGAAAAAGCUACCGUUUUGUGCAUGUGUGUGACCUCCCAUCAAGGGAGAUUGAUUGCUACCAUAAAGUUUGAAGUUAUGUGAUGGGGAUCUGGGUUCAAUGAAAAUCUAAGGAUCUAAUGGCUCCUUUCCACUUGCUUUAAGAGUCUUGGCAGUCUGGAAACUACAGGCUUACAUGAUAGUGAUACAAUUAUUUUCUUACAUUAUAUGAUUAUUUUCAGUUGUCUAUUUGCCAUAAAAAAAUUCUAUUAUUGACCUUUGUUCUUGUUUGAAACUUUUAAUGUGAGAAAAUUAAGUAGUUGAAACUAAUUUACACAAUAUUAGAACUUCAAAAUAACUUUGUUCAUUUGCUUUGAGUAGUGGUUGUUGUUUCUAAUGGCUUGAAGGCAUAGGAUAAGUCCCCUGCUAAGAUUGAUCCACGGCUUCUUGAUGUGAAGCAUCUCUUUUAGGGAUCUGUGGAACCACAACCUAAGGUGGUGGAUGUACUUAGAGAUACUAAGCAAAAAAGGCACCCUGAUGGCUAUGAAGAUGGAAACACAACUUUGAGGAAGGUGUCUUCAGCUGCAAAUUUCAUUUGGUCAUGUGUAGGUGGAGGAUUCAAGUUAGAAAAGCUCUUUCACCAAUUCAAAAGCCUGAUAUUCACUCUCUCUCUGUUUUUAAUAAAUACGGGUGAUUUGAUAUUCACUCCUAAGAUUGCAAAAAAAAAGGUGUUAAUAUGGUUGCUCUAAUCAUAUGCAUACUUCUAAGACAUCAUCGUGAUUCUAUAGUUCUAUGAUUUGAUGAACACAAUCCCAUCAUUCCAAUAUAACUAUGUAACAGUAAAGAUAGUGAUACUCAAUCUCCUUAGCCAGAGUUCUAGUGUAUUAUUACCCCUUAGCUGGAAGGUUGAGGAGUGUGGAUGAUCACACUCACAAGCUUGAGGUGGAUUGCAACGGAGAAGGUGCUGUUUUUGCUGAGGCUUUCAUGGCCAGAGUUCUAGUGUAUUAUUCCUCCUCUCAUAAUACAGGAAAUGGUAGUUAUUACUACUACCAUGGGAGAAUUUGGAUGGAUACUGAUGGAAAUCCUAUUCAAGCUCAUGGAGGGGGCAUUCUAUAUGAUGAAAGAUAAAGAACAUACUAUUGGUAUGAAUAUAAAGAUGGGCCCACGUACCAUGCUCACAAGAGAGCAUCUGCUCGGAUGCGGCUGAACAAAGUUUCGGAGCUAAUACACAAUUCCACCAAUCACCAGAAUUUGGAUAGUGCAGGGGUUUCAGUUCAUUUUCAAGAGAUUGUGGAUUUGGAUGAUGGAACAUAUGAGGCGGUUGCACGAAGUGAUUUUGUGAUUACCAGGGUGGCUUUUCGGGACAACUCCUCUAAGUAUUACAUUAAUGACCGCACAAGUAACUUUACAGAAGUUACGAAGAAACUAAAAGGGAAAGGUGUUGACCUUGACAAUAACAGGUUUCUUAUUCUUCAGGGUGAAGUUGAGCAGAUUUCACUUAUGAAACCAAAAGCUCAAGGGCCUCAUGAUGAAGGUUUUCUAGAAUAUCUGGAGGAUAUCAUUGGAACCAACAAAUAUGUGGAAAAGAUUGAUGAAUCACACAAACUUUGAAACUGAGAAAUACCGCUCUGAGCUUGCUAAAGUUCGUGCUGAGCUUGAACCUUGGGAAAAAGAUUUGAUUGAGCACAAUGGAAAACUUGAAGUUGCAUGUACAGUGGCUAAGCUUCUAAAUGAUAAGCAUGAAGGUGCUUUCUCAAGCCUUUGAAGAUGCUCAAAAGCAGACGGAAAUCAUAUCAGAAACAAUUAAAUCAAAAACUGCCAGCAUUUGUCAAAUCAACAGUGAUAUAGAAAAGAGGAAGCAUGAAGGAAUAUAUGGUCACAUGGGUGAUUUAGGUGCUAUUGAUGGUAUUAUUUGAACACAGAUGAUGACAGUCACGAGACUUCUAAAAGGGCUCGAACUUAUUUCAGUUCUCGUGUACAAAGUGAUGAUGAUCUCGAUGGGAUGCACCAAACUGGGAACGAUCAAGAUGAUGAUAAAUUUGACGAUGAAGCCGCGGAGAUGCAUCAAGUUCAAGGAACACUUCAAGAGUGGGUUAUAAGAGAUGAAGUACACUGCUUCAUAGCCAGAAAUUUCAAGAACUUCUUACUCGCAUAUAUUAAUCCAAAAAACUAACAUCUAGGCAAGGAACAUGUGUGGCUGAUAAAUGAGAUGGUGUCAGGUAAAUGUAUUUUCUACAACAUUCAUGCCUUCUAUACUUGUAACAGUGAGCAUUGUCUUUUUUCAUCGGCUUAGUCACUAUUGUCGUUUAAUGCAGCUAGUAAGUGCAGUUUGGAGAUAUAAUACAAAAACUUAACCAAUGUUCAUCCCUAAUUUGACUCUUGGUUGGUUGAUGGGCCUCGAUAUGUUUUAGAAGUAAUGGAAGAUGUUACCAAAAAGCAUUGUCUUUGAUUACAUCCAAAUUACAAAAAUAUACACCAAAAGAUUUAUGUAUGCAUAACUAACUUGACUGCUUAUGAUCGGAUUCGAAAUAUAAGGUAAUAUAAAAAAGCAGAACUAAUGUGUUACCCCCAUUUUCCUCCCUUUUUUUAUCGGAUGAAAAACUUAAAGUUGCUUCUUUGGAGCAAGCGGAGCCACUUGAAUACAAUGAUACGAAUUGGGGGAGUAAUAACCAAACGCUCUGGAGUUUUCCCCCCAAUUGCAGCAAGUGAAGUAUGACUACAACAAAUGUAGGGCAAUUUUGGGACCUUUUUCCCAGAAUUCCUAUUUAGGGGUGAAAGUUGGAUAUUGUCCCGCGUGUCAAUCGAAAGGACCAUUCUCUAUCAAUAUUGAUCAGGUUUAACUUUUUCAAAUUCCUUUUUUCUUUUGGUUUUGCUAAAUAAGUUGAGAGGGAAUAUCUAAAUUUCAUCUUUGGAUGCACCAAUGUUGAUGAAUAUAGAUCAUCGUUUUUACUAGGCCAAAUGAUUGCAAAAGGUUUUAUCCAUUGAGAUGUUACUUAAGAGAUAAAAAGAUACACAAACUUACGUUUUGCUUUCUAUACUUGUUGUAGACAACUUAUAGGAAUUUCCACAAGCUUACUCUUCAAGAGGGCCCUGGAAUAGUUCCCGCUGGUCGAGUUCCAAGAAACAAGGAAGUGAUAUUAGUGAAUGAUCUGAUUGACUAUGCUCGCAUAGGGAAGAAAUUGUAUCAUGGUUAACUUGGACAGAUUAUUUUUUGGUCUCGAGUAUUGUACAUUGAUUUUCUUAUGUAUUUUAUAUUUUCUGUUUCAGGAGGUCAGAGAACUUUGAAUUAUCCCUAAACACAAAAAAUGGGUUUCUUGUGUUUGCCACCGUUGUUUAAGCAAAUUAUGUUACUGUAAAGAAACAUGUCUUGUCUCCCUACAAACCUACAUAGGAAGACAGAGAAGAGAUUGAAAAUUUGGGCAAAGACCCUCGAAUAGGAGAAAGGGAUGUUGUUGAACCGAACACUGCUGAAAUGCUUGCAACGUUUGUCGUUGACAAUCACUUCAAGUCACAAGAUGUCCAUGUAUUGCCCUGCCAGCUGAUCCAGAGAUACUUCCUCAAGAGCUACCGAAGAAGUACAUUACAUAUGCCAAGUUGAAUAUUUCUCCACGUUUAGAUGAUCUCAAAAUGGUUAAAGAUGAACUGUCAGAAACCUAUGCUGAACUGCAGAGGAAAUCUUCAUAUGGACAAGGAGUCCAUAUCGCCAUAAGACACCUUGAAUCAAUGAUAAGGAUGUCUGAAGCUCAUGCAAGAAUGCAUCUCAAACAACAUGUUACACAAGAAAAUGCUGACAUGGCAAUUCGUGUUCUACUUUAAUCAUUCAUUUCAACUCAAAAUUUUGGGGCGCAGAAAGCUCUUCAAAAGAAUGCUUUUCUUUCAGAAGAAAUUGUCACUGGAUUUGCUUCGGGUCUAACAUACCUAGAUGUCGAAGUAGAUAAUCUCUGCAACAAGGGAUUUUACGUGAUGGAGAGCGCGUGGAAGAGGAAAUGUGAUUCGCCGUUUCAGCCGUCCACGUCCGCGGCGGUUCCGUCUGCACCGGUGCCGGAGCCGGAGCCGGAGAUAAACACAAGCCAUUGUCUUUAUCCACAAUUUCCUCAUGGCUUAAGAUCAAAAUUUGUUGGAGGGAAGCAAUGCCCUGUUUACCAAAGCUUUCCCCACUCAAUUACCCAUGGAUCAGGCCAAGCCGACACUGGAAGUUCAUUUCUGUCUCUCCUUUAUGCUCCUCCAUCCUUGUUACAGCAUGAGUCUUGGGAUUUGUCUAAUCACAAGCUUUGCAUCUCAUCUUGUGAUUGUACUGCUGCUAUUGGGAAUUCUGUUGUUGGUUCCAUAGAAAGUGGAACCUUCCGAACAUCUGGUGUGGGGUUGAUGACAGAAAAUUUAAUAAACCGUAACCUGCAAAGUUGGGUGACUACUUUUCCUGAGAUUUCUUCCAGGGCAAUGGUUGGUCUGAAGAAUAGUAGUAAUUUUGUCUUCCAUGAUAUUCAGAGUAGCAAUACUGCUACUCAGCCCACAAUUCCUGGUGGUGAGAAAGCUAGGGAGUCUUUUUCUUCUUCAGGUCAGUGCCAAGGUACAAGCCCUGCAUGUAGUCUAAAUGUUUGCUGGUCAGAUGUUCAAACUACACCAACUGUUGCUUUAGAACAAAGCUCAUCUAAGUAUGCAACACCUUUUAUGAGUGGGUGCCCUCGUGUGUUCUGCAUGGGAAAAAGUGGCCAUCUUCUUCUUAGCAAUACAGGGCUUCUUGGUAUUGUUUGCUCAUGCCAUUGUUGCCACAUGUCUGUUGUUAAGUUUUGCGAGCAUUCAGGGUUAUAUGGUGUAGACCCAGGGGAAGCUGUUCGUAUGGAAAGUGGGGAGACCAUUUCUCAGUGGCAGAAGCAAUACUUCUUGAAGUUUGGGAUUAGGUCUCUGGGAAAUGAGAAUGAAUGGGACUGGCCAGAAGUAUUAUCAACAACAGGAAGUCUGAUGAGAUCCAAUGCAUCUGCAUUUGAUAUGUCCAAGACUAAUUUGUCUCAUAUGUUGAGUUCAUCUGCAGUCAUGUCAAGGUCUGCAAAGUCUUCUGACUAUGCCGUGUUUCCAAAAAACGCUCAUGCAGACAACAAUUUAUUUAUUGAUGCAUUGUCCAGUAAACAAGCGACAACAAUCCAGGAUGGUUGCAACAUUCCACUCAAAGGUUUUACUGGUAUUUCACAAAACAGCUUGUAUGAUCAGUUGAAAAACCAGCUAACGGUAUCUAAUCUGGCUAUGUAUACAACUGCACCAAACUUUGUUGGAACUCAAUUGGAUGAUGGUUGUCAGCCAAUACCUCCUUUCUUUGAUUCUCAAAAAAGGAAAGGAAAUUUGUCUAGUGCCCACUCUCCUUUGCAAAUUCCAACAAGCCUUUUGAAAGACCAUGAUUGCAUCAAAAAGAAGAAUGCUAAUGAUGGUCUUGUAGGCAAAGAUGCAGCUUCUUCCAAUAUUGAUCUUAGGCUUGGUCAACCACCUCAGACAGGAAAUCUACUUCCAUCAUUUGCAGAACCACUGCUGUUUAAUGCCCUUGCCAGUCCUCCAAAAUCACAACCUCUGAAGCAGAUGAUUAAUAAUGCAGACCUCAGCAGGGAGGAGGAAUUACAGAAUAAUUUUAGCUAUGCUGCUGGUUCAAUCAAAAUGGUUCAAGAAAUGCCUCAGCUUAAACUCAAUAACUAUAUGUCUGCUGUGGGUAAUGCUUCUGCUAGAGCUAGAUCAGAAACUAAAAAUGUGGCCGAGGGUUUAUCAUUUUCACCAUUUCUGCAAUUUGAUAAUCAAUCUGGGGGAAAGACAAAAGCUAGUGAAAAUUUGUGGAAUGAUGAAAGCUCUAUCAUGCCCAAGAAACUGUAUUCUGAUUACGGCCACACUGGAAGGCAAUCAAACAAUUCUGGCAUAAGGACCAAUAAAAGUUUGAACAAUGAUAAAGGGGUGAACUUUGCUAAAGACUCUGGUGUUAAAAUAAAUUCUGGUUUUGGUAUUGGUCAGUUAAUGGAAUAUCCAAGCUCCAUCAAGAGAGCUGUUAGUGCUAGUGAUAUUUUGGUUGUUAACGGAAAGAUACAUGAAUCAAGCUUACCAUCAGAUACAUCUGUGUGUGCAGAUAUUUUGCAUGGUUCAAACAAUGUAUCUUUUCUUGGGCAAGAAAAUCAUACUCCACAAACAUCCAUUCCAUUUAAAGGGAUUUUGAAAGGCCUUCCCCAUCAUGUUUCAAGUUCUGUGUCAAAUCAGACUCCUAUUUUGCCACAGCAGCAGCAGGGCAUUAAUAUGGAUGCUUAUUUGCUUGAUGAAAACAUGAGGUUGCUUGCAUUGUCACAGAUACUGGAGUUAUCUAAGCAACAGCAUGCAUUGUAUCUUAAAUAUAUCAAUCAGAAGCAAGGGAGAUCCAGCUGUAUUUCAAAAGUUCAGCAUUAUAGGUGUGAGGCUUCAACAUCUGAACAGGGAACUUCUGGUGCAACGUUGAAAUUGUCCCAAAAUAGAGGAAUUUGGGGGAAUCACGAGAGUACUGUUGGUUUAGAGAAACUGGCUUCCCUCACAGGUAUGAAUGGAUAUUGCCAUUUGUCUGGCCUGCCACCAAUACCUUUACAUUCUAAAGAAAAGGAAUCACGAUGUAAUGAGUCUUAUGACCUUCAAAAUGAAGACACUUCUUUAAGCCUUGGUAUAAACAAAGACAAUACCAGAUCAGGUGCAUGUGAAAAAUGUUCUGAGCAACCAUCAAAUAUAUGUUUGGGAGGCAAGUACUCUUGCGCUGCUCAGACAAACUGUUGCAGAAGCAAUUUUUUCUCAGGAAUUGAACCCCUUUGUUACAACUUAAAGCAAAAACUUGGUAAUGCCAGUGGUGAAACUUCUUUGAAGAUGGCUUCAGAUUUGAGUAGAGAUGUGGAUACAUCAAAGGGAAAAAAUAUCCUCAUUGAGCAGGGUGGGAAGUUAGAUGGCCAAGACUCAAUCAAAAUUGGCUUUCAUACACCUCAAUGGAGAGAUGUGCCAAGUAAGGUCAGGAAAGCAGUUUGUGAUGCAACAUCUUUAGAUCAGACAGCUACUGGUUUGGAUUGGGAAGGACAAGAUGGUGUUCAACUUGGAAACAUUUCUAUGAAACGCUUCAAAAGAACUAUUGGCAUGGGAGACAUCUCAAAAGAGCAAAAAAGUUCUAAUGUUUCUUCUGGAUGCUCUGCUCCUGUGGUUACUCAGGCAUCUGUGGAGGUCAACAAAAUUGAUUCCUGUACUGAUGAUGCUGUAGACACUGGCUUUGUCAACAACCUUGUAGUUGAUGAAGGGUCAGGUAUUGAUCAAGGCUGGUCGUCAGAUUUGGUUGAAAGAAGUGAUGAGUUUCUAGGCUCGACCACUGGGAGUUGCUUGAAAAAUGAUUAUCUGAGAGUCUUAUAUGAUCAACCAUGUUGCAAUCUCCUUGAUGACCUUAAACUGUUGGAUUCCUUGAUAUGGAAGAAAGGACGGAAUCAAAAUCAUUUUGUGCUUUCUUCUAAUUGUAAAACCAAUCAAUCUCAAAAAGUCAAGAAAGUCCUUAAAGGAAAAAAGCGAAAGAGAAAUGUGGUGAGGAUUGUAGAUGCUUCAUCUUCCUUAUUGCAUAAAAAGAAUGAAGAAGGUGCUGGGAUUUGUAAUUCCUCUUCUAGUUUGUCAAGAGAAAUGCAAAUGCACUCUUUGUCUAGCCUGAAAAAAUCAUCUAACAAGUCUUCCUUCGUUCAACCUAGUAACAAACAAAAACAUACUGCAUAUUCAUCCAAAUUUCUUUCUUGUAAGAAUCGUCUGAACAAGCAUCAAAGUUUCAAAGUUGGCUAUGAGUCAGAAUCAAGCUCUGAUGCUGAGUUUCACACAUUGCCUGGAGUUUCAGGAACAAAGAAAUUGGAAAAGGAUCUCAGUUCUGAUUGUUUUGAACAGUUUCAAAUGCAAGAACUAGCCUAUGAGGAACCUGAAAAUGAUAAACUGAGGCCAUUCUCUUGCAGGAAGGAAAAUGCUCAUAGAAUCACAAGGCCAGUAGUAGUAUGUGGAAAAUAUGGUGAAAUAUCUAAUGGGCAUUUGGCUAGAGAGGUGCAAAAACCAGCAAAAAUUGUCUCUCUCAGCAAGGUUCUUAAAUCUUCCAAAAGAUGUAUGGGCCAUACAAAUGGAAAACCCAGACUAACUUCAAAAAAGAAAUGGAAGAGAUUGAGCAUUGAAACAAGUAGUGGGCACUGCUGUAGGAACCCUGGUUUGAAAAUUAAGGAACACAAUGAAACCGAGAAUACAAUAUUUUUAAAUGAAACAAAUGUUGAUGUGUCCAUGGAAGAUUUGGAGAGAGGUGGCAAGCCACCUGCUGUAUAUAAAGGGAAGAGAGAUGCCAAAGCUAAGCAGGGUGAUAGUGUUGGAAAUAGAGCUAAUAUUUCAUUGAAGGUGAAGAACAAGGAAAUUCGGAAACAGCGUAGUAUUAAUGAACUCACUGCUAAAGAAACCAAAGUGAUGGAUAUGACGAAAUGUGCUCAAGAUCAGGAGCCUGGUUUGUGUGGCACAAAAAGUAGAAACUCUAUUCAAGGUCACACGAGCAUAUCCACCAUAAAUUCAGAUGCUUUCUGCUGUGUGUGUCGACGCUCAACCAAUGAUAAAAUCAACUGUUUGUUGGAGUGUAGUCGAUGUCUGAUUAGAGUACAUCAAGCUUGCUAUGGUGUUUCCACAUUACCCAAAAAAAGUAGUUGGUGUUGCAGGCCAUGCCGAACAAACUCAAAAAAUAUUGUAUAUCCCGCUUGUGUCCUUUGUGGUUAUGGAGGUGGAGCCAUGACUCGAGCAAUAAUGAGUCACACGAUUGUCAAGAGCCUCCUCAAAGUGUGGAAUUGUGAGAAAGAUGGCAUGCCUAGGGAUACAACUUCAUGUGAAGUUCUUGAAAAGGAAAUAGAUGCAUUUCCAUCCUCAAAAGAUGGACUAGAAGUUGAUCAAGAAAGUGUUUUGAAGCCGAAAAUCGUUGAUACAUCAACAGAUCUGAUGAAUCAAAUAUCUACAAAUCACAUACCACACACCCCAACCUCUUUUUCAAAUUUCAAGGUACAUAACAGCAUUACAGAAGGGGUUCUUGAUCCAACUGUUAAACAAUGGAUUCAUAUGGUUUGUGGUCUUUGGACUCCUAGAACAAGAUGCCCUAAUGUUGACACCAUGAGUGCUUUUGAUGUAUCUGGUGUUUCACGUCCAAGAGCAGAUGUGGUUUGUUCCAUUUGCAAUCGAUGGGGUGGUUCUUGUAUAGAGUGCAGGAUUGCUGAUUGCUCUGUCAAGUUUCAUCCUUGGUGUGCUCAUCAAAAGAACCUCUUGCAAAGUGAGACUGAAGGUAUUAAUGAUGAGAAGAUUGGAUUUUAUGGAAGAUGCAUGCUUCAUACUAUUGAACCUAGAUGUCUGUUCAUAUAUGAUCCUCUUGAUGAAAUUGGCAGUCAAGAACAAAAGGAAUUCACCUGUGCGAGGGUAGAGGGUUACAAGGGCCGUAGGUGGGAUGGUUUUCAGAAUAAUCAGUGCCAAGGUGGAUGCCUUGUUCCUGAGGAGCAGCUAAAUGCUUGGAUACACAUUAAUGGGCAGAAAUUAUGUUCGCAGGGACUUCCAAAAUUCCCAGAUUUAGAUAUUGAGCAUGAUUGUCGAAAGGAAUAUGCUCGGUACAAACAAGCAAAGGGAUGGAAACACCUUGUUGUAUACAAGUCCCGAAUACAUGCCCUUGGUCUUUACACUUCUCGAUUUAUUUCCCGGGGUGAAAUGGUUGUUGAGUAUAUUGGUGAAAUUGUGGGGCUGCGUGUGGCUGAUAAAAGAGAAAAGGAAUAUCAAUCUGGAAGGAAACUUCAGUACAAGAGUGCCUGCUACUUCUUCAGGAUAGACAAAGAACAUAUUAUUGACGCCACAAGGAAAGGGGGGAUUGCUCGAUUUGUUAACCACUCAUGCCUGCCAAAUUGCGUGGCAAAAGUGAUCACCGUAAGGCAUGAAAAGAAGGUCGUCUUCUUGGCAGAAAGGGACAUAUUUCCUGGUGAAGAGAUUACGUAUGAUUAUCACUUUAACCACGAAGACGAAGGAAAGAUUCCAUGUUACUGCUAUUCAAAAAAUUGCAGGCGCUAUAUGAACUGAUUGCAGUUGUAAGUUAUGGUUUGUUGCAUGUUCGACCCACAUGGAUAGUGUUCAUGAUGCUUGAAAAUCUCUUUACCCAUUGAAUUCGGGGGCAGGGUGCUGCAACGCAAUCGACAAGGAGGUGCUAAAGUUUUGUAGCCUUUUGUAAAACGAGCUUCCCUGGAAAUGUACCUUACAAAGUGUUUGAAUUUUUCAUGUCUUGAAUAGUUGAAUUGUUUUUUGCUAGCUUCAA